AGCCCAUGCAGCGGUCGCGGGGACGCUGGGAGCCUAGGAUUACCCCCGCUCCAACCCCAGCCUCUCGCUGGGCGCUGGGCGGCGGGGAGCGCUGGUCCCCGAGGCAGGCGGAACGCGAGGCGCGCGCUCUGGCGCGUUCCGGAGCACUAAAGCGAGCGCACGGCGCCGCCGGAAGUAGCGCCUGGCUGCUCGGGCCCGGGACUCCUGCGGGCGACCGGAGCGGCCAUGGAGGGCUCUCAGCCAGACGCUGCGGACGACAAGGACAUGGACGCUUUCCUGGACAAGUUCCAGAGCCAGCCUUACCGCGGUGCCUUCCACAAGGAUCGGUGGGAGGAGGCAAUGUUCGUUCUGCUCUAAAUGAUGUGAUGGCUGCCCGGAAGCUAAAGCCCCACCACCUCAAAGCCAUAAUGAGAGGUGCACUGUGCCAUCUAGAACUGAAACACUAUGCUGAGGCUGUGAGCUGGUGUGAUGAAGGGCUGCAUAUAGAUGCAAAGGAGAAGAAGCUUCUGGAAGUGCGGGCUAAAGCAGACAAGCUGAAGCGAACUGAACAGAGAGAUACGAGGAAAGCAAAGCUGAAAGAAAAGAAGGAACAAGAUGAGAAUGCAGCUUUGCUCCGGGCCAUUGAGGCCAGAAGUAUCAGGCUCGUGUCUGAAGCUGCUGCUGCGCAUGAGGAUGCAGCCUCCGAAGGUCUUGGCGAGGUUUUUCUGGAUGGGCUCAGCUCUGGGAACCUCUGUGGUGCCAGGCUGAGUCUGGAUGACCAGGGCAGGCUGAGCUGGCCCGUGCUGUUCCUGUACCCAGAAUAUGCCCAGUCGGACUUUGUCUCUGCUUUCCAUGAGGACUCCAGGUUUAUUGAUCAUCUAAUGGUGAUGUUUGCUGAAACGCCCUCUUGGGACUCAGAGCAAAAAUAUUGCCCGGAUAAUCUGGAGGUCUACUUUGAGGAUGAGGACAGGACAGAACUGUACCGGAUACCUCCCAAGAGCACCCUGCUGCAGGUGCUGCAGCACCCCAGGUACUUUGUAAAAGCCCUGACUCCAGCAUUUCUGGUCUGUGUGGGGGACUCUCCUUUUUGCAGCAAUUAUCUCCAAGGGAGAAAGGUGCACUGGGUAAAGUGAUAGAGGCAGGCUGUGCGAGCCAUGGGCCUGCCUCACUUUCCUCACCUCUUGAAAAACUGGGGACACUCUAGAAUCCAGCACUGUGGUUCUGGCACUCUGGGGAUAUUGUCUCAUAGCCUAGAGCAGAGAAAGGUGCUGUUGGAUUCCCUGAUCUAUAGCCUCUCUGGGCAUCACUGUCCUCAGUGGGGGCAUGGCUAUGUGCCAGGCUGUGAUGUCCUGGCAGUCUGUCUCUGAAGGGACUACCUGCUACAUUUACCACAGCAACCAAUGACUUGCUGACUUGUGGAGACCACUCUGGACAUUGUGACAGGUGCCACAAGAAGCCUUCAAGAAGAUUCCCCUUCAGUGCAUCGUAACCAACUCUGAGGAAUUGUAAAGCCUGGAGGCUCAGCUGAUCUGGCUCUUAAGGGGGAAGCUGUGUGCUGUGGGGUGACUGGGGCUGGGGAAGCCCUGGCCUGUCUCUGUGUGCUCCUCAUAAGCUGUCUAUUCCUUCAUCUCAACAGUGUGAGAACUGUGACAGACAGUGACUUCCAGUUUUCACAUGUGAGGGUUUUGUGCCUCUGUGAGACAGGGCCUCACAGUGCUGCCUAGGUUGAUCUCAAACUCCUGGGCUCAAGUGAUUGUUCUUCAGCCUCCUGGGACUAUAAGUGCAUACCUCUGCACCUGGCUAGGACUGUAGGCAUUUGAAAGUGGAAAAUCUUGUUGGGCAUGGAGGUGCAUACCUUUAAGCCCAGCAUUGGGAGGGUGAGGCAGGAUAAUCACUGAGUCAAGGCUGUGUGGAGUACAUAGCAACACUCUGUCUCAAAAAACUGAAAACCAAACCAAACAAAACAUAAACUGGAAAAUAAUUUUGCUUUUGGGUCACUGUCAUAGGAGGUAUUUUUGCUUCAUUUCUGAGAAGAUCUUGGAUAUUCUUACCUAUAGCUGUAUACCUUCCUUCUAUAUCCACCCCAUUUCCCAGGGAGCACAUCCUUCCUGCUGCCCGUGCAGGCAGACAGCAACGCUGUCCAGAAGCGUGGAGAGUGGUGUGUCUCCUCUGCUGAGGUCUGGUCUCUCAGGUGGAGGUGGCCUGGGUGCCAGCCUGGAACACACAGAGCCAAAGCUGCUGCCUGCAGCCAUGCAUUGUUACAGGAAUGGGACAUGCUUGUUACAUUGAGCACUGAGAUUUGGGAGUUAUUGCAGCACUGAAGCUGAAAUCAGCAGUGAGGUGGCAAUUUGCGAACCUGUAGUACUGGAUUCUUGUACUUAACCCUGACAGCCACUCUGAGGGCUUUGUCCAUUUUCUAAAUUCAGAGACUGAGGCACAGUCAGAGCACUAGUGAGUGUCAAAGCCAGGAUAGGCCAUCCACCCCCACCCCCACCCCAAGCCCAGCCUUCAUCCUGCCUGCUUAGCUGGCUUCUCCACAGCAUUUAUCCCGCCCCUAUUCCGGCAGCCUCGUGCUGUCGUCUGCAUGAAGAGGACAUGACCAAAAGCAAGUCUGUCCUUAUCCCUCCUGAGACCUCAGUGGCUGCCCUGGCCUCAGCAUUUAUGGGCACCCUGGCCACCUCCGCAGCUUCAGGAGCCUAGCAUCCUGGACACGAUUUAACCAUGGGCUGGGGGGUGCAGCAGCUGAGUCUUUGCCCAGGAGCUGCGCUGCUUGCAUUCAAGUUCCCGCCCCAGAGCACACUAGCUUCAGGCCGUAGGCCUUUUGCUUAGCUCCCUUUGCCUUGUCCUUAUCUUCAACCUAAGCACAACAGUAGUGUCCGCCCCUGCAGGAGCUGUGAGGGUUAAAGAACUCAUCCAGCACAUACCUGGAGCUUGCCUCCCGGCAGGUGCUUCACCUGUGAUGUGUUAUUCACUUGCCAUGCAUGCCUGCCGCCGGGCCUGUGCAUUCCAUUUCCUCUGCCUGGGCUGUCUUUCUCCCCCUUGCUCUCCCUUACCCACCCCGAUCUUUUGUCCCACUACUAAUGCUCGGGUUGGUCCUGUUGCCUUCACCAGGAAGCCUUCCUUGGCUUCUUACCCAUGUGUCCUCACUCUUGCCACACUGCACUGGAGCUGUGGUUUUGUUUUGUUUUGUUUUUUGUCUUUUUGAGACAAGAAUCUUGCUGUGUGGUUCACACUAGCCUUGAACUCACCUUGUAGCACAGGCUGGCCUUAGACUCGCAGCCAUCAUCCUGCCUCAGCCUCUCAGUUGCCGGGAUUACAAGAGUGUGGCACCAAGCUUGGCUUCACCCACUUCUUGUAAAUGUGAGUCAAGGAUCCUGAGUUGUGUGCACUGCCCGUGCUCAGCACAAGUGCAGAUUUGUCUCUGGUCUUGCUAUAAUAUGUUGCCAGACAGUGUCACACUGUCACAUGGCUGGAAGUGACCCUAACAGCAAAAUAUAGUAUGUUCUUACAGCAUAUGAAGCCUAAAACAGAAGAUUCAAAUAUAAUACAAUGAUGUGGUGGGCAUUUUUCACUACUGGCUUGUUUCGAUUCCUGAAUGAUGGCCUAAAGAAAUGAGUGAUUAAUUCUAAAUAGACUACCAGUGAUGGCGAGCCUUUGAGAGACGAGUAUCCAAACUGCAACCCAGAACCCACUUAUUUAUCAUAAAGCCAACACUGCAAUUAAACCUGAACACGGGUUUUAAGGAAAAAAAACUUCACAUCCUUUGUCAUAAAAGGAAAACACAAUAACAUGUGUGCCAUAGGUUUGCCACCACCAGACUAUAUAGAGGCUGUCCGACUUGGACCAUAAAAUGGGAGAAGUGGGGGUGGGGUGUGAUGUGAGACCCUUGAAGGUGGCAACCUUGGAAAGGCACAGUGCAGGGGCAGCACUGGAUGACCUGGCUCGGCACUCACAGUAGCUGCCCCUGAGCAGCUUGCGAGGCCGGCUGCAGUCCGUGUGUUUUAUGUGGACAGGCUCACUUCUCCCCUCCACUGUCAGGUUCUGUCCUAGAUCCCUGAUCUCCCAAAUGAGUGUAUGGCGGAAGUUAAAUAAAAAGAGACAAAUUGUAUGAUUUUUAGGGCUCCAGGAGGGUCAAAACUCUUUAAUUAAGCUCGAGACUUCGAGGGUAAAGACAGGAUUCUCUGGAUCAGUCCACUUAUAUUAGAACCAAGGACAAAGGGCGGAGAGACUGAGGAAAGUGCAGGCAAUGAGCAGGACCUUGGGAGUCACUUCAAGGACGUCUCCAUCAUGAAUCAAGUCAAUUCAGUAGCACUGUCUUAUCAUGAAGACAUGGUAGAAGUGAGACUGUAGGAGUAAUCUUUGCAGCUGCAGUCUCUGCCUUGUUAAUUGGGGUUGGAGCCAGAGUGUCCACAGCUUGGCUUUGUAUUGCCCUUUGAGGUAUCUCUGGCCUCACAGGCCACUAUAGGCCUCACCCAGGACCAGUGAUUCAUAGAGAUUCACUUACUAUGAAUCAGCUCCCGUCGCCAGGCAAGGGGCCUAGGCCUAGGCCAGACUCACAGAUAAACAUAGAGAAAGCCAAUUAGUAAAAUUUAAAUCCUGCUCAGAGCAGCUUUGUAGUGGUCUCCAACACUGCACAGCUGUAGGAGGCAGGCAGUUGUGUGACCUGCCUUUUACUGACAGGAAAAGUGCUAAUGAGAGGGUAAGCAUCCAAGUCAGCUAAUAGUAAGAAGUAGAGCAGGCUAUGAAUUGAGGACUCAGCCCUUCAGGAGAAACUGGGAACUGACAGGACACUGCCUUCUGGGAGUUUGCAGUGUGCUCAGCUGCUAUGCCUUGCUCACUUCAGACUUAAAAGUCUUGGGAUUCACUGUGUCACUUAAUGUCCCCAGCCUGUCUAGAAGAAUCCACAUAGGCAAAAAUCCCUGCUAGAUCCAAUAGCCAAAUCCCAGUAACACGUGACACGCUAUCAGUAGGAUUCCUCUAGCCCAUGGGCUUUCUGGGGGAGCCCCUGCCAUUGCAGACUGGUGGUUCUCAGUUACUGUUACCCAGUGUGUGCCUCCUGCUCCCCUCCUAGCACUGUACAGUUCUAAUUAGCCAAGGGCAAUUAAACUCAACCAUGGGAAUUCAUUAACGCUUGGAGAGUGGCUGGCUGGACAGGAGUGGAUGCGUCAGGAUCAGAGUGCACCGCCCACCUACUACAUGCAAAUCCCAGUUAAUAAAGGGCAGCUGCCACUUGCCGACCA
This is a messenger RNA of Cavia porcellus (domestic guinea pig), 5219 nucleotides long. RefSeq names its product tetratricopeptide repeat domain 4 (gene Ttc4). Gene Ontology annotation, biological process: protein folding. Gene Ontology annotation, cellular component: cytosol; nucleus. Gene Ontology annotation, molecular function: Hsp70 protein binding; Hsp90 protein binding. The record is from RefSeq and is a predicted model, not a curated record. The transcript has 8 exons. Bases 6 to 1112 code for a protein of 368 amino acids. NCBI's taxonomy places the organism in Eukaryota, Metazoa, Chordata, Mammalia, Rodentia, Caviidae.